UCCUUGCUCCUUCCCUUUCUAGUAGAAGAGCCCUGAAAGAGGCACUUUGGGCCAGAAAGCCGCUUGCAGGCCAUCAUUUAAAUAUUAACCAAGCUGUCCUUUCGCCCACUCUCCCAGGGCAUUUAAAGAGACUUUAGCACGAGUCGUGGGGCGCUGGCCUACACGCUCAGAAAACCAGGAUCUUGUACAAGGCGGUAUGAAUCCCGGGGUUUCGUGGGGGUGGGGAAAGCACGGAGCUACGGAAGCCUCACGGGCUCGAGGCCAGACUAGACUGCCUUUGUAAGCAACACCGGGAGAGCAGCGCUCUGGGCGGCCAGCCGGGGCGGAGCAGGCUCGGCUUCAAGAGUCCGGCCUGCCGGGAGCCGGGAGCAGUGCGCGGAGGUGGGUCGGUCGCCAGCCCGAGUCCUUGCGGGCUUACGUGCAAGUGCAUGCAUGUGGUCCCAAGAAACACACUCCCACCCUGGCGCGGGAAUGAGGCCCGGAGGGAGGAAGAGAAGUGGAAGGAGUGGAGCGCCGAGGCCGAGAACUAGCAGAGGAAGGAGAGCGGUUGAGGCCCCGGGCGGCUUUGUGGCUCAAGUCCUGCGGCGAAGGGGGUUGUGCGAACCCGGGUUGAAGAAGCCAACAAAGGGACAAGAAUGAGGCCAGGGGAAAGAACGUCCCUUGGUUCGGAAAGCUGAUCGUCCGCAAUGCCUGCACCGACCCUCUCACGUCCUACCUCCUCCUCGACAGGAGCCCCUUCUCUCCCAUCGUUGGAAGUCUGGAGCUCCCAAGGAAGCCGCCUCCAGGAAGGCCGCCUUUCCUUUUCCCUUCCUGAAGAUGAACAUCCCCAGGAAGUGAGAAAGUUGGCACGGUCACCCAGGGCUUCGCAGGACCCCGUCCCUCAGUGACAGAUGGACAAUGCAAGAAUGAGCUCCUUCCUGGAAUACCCCAUCCUCAGCGGUGGCGACUCAGGGACCUGCUCAGCGCGAGCCUACCCUUCCGACCAUGGAAUUACAACUUUCCAGUCGUGCGCGGUCAGUGCUAACAGCUGUGGCGGCGACGACCGCUUCCUAGUGGGCAGGGGGGUGCAGAUCAGCCCGCCCCACCACCACCACCACCACCACCACCACCACCACCCCCAACCGGCCACCUACCAGACUCCCGGGAACCUGGGGGUGUCCUACUCCCAUUCGAGUUGUGGUCCAAGCUACAGCGCGCAGAACUUCGGCGCGCCUUACAGCCCUUACGCGUUAAAUCAGGAAGCAGAAGUAAGUGGUGGGUACCCCUCGUGCGCUCCCGCAGUUUACUCUGGAAAUCUCUCAUCUCCCAUGGUCCAGCAUCACCACCACCACCAGGGUUAUGCCGGGGGCGCGGUGGGCUCGCCUCAGUACAUUCACCACUCAUAUGGACAAGAGCACCAGAGCCUGGCCCUGGCCACGUAUAAUAACUCCUUGUCCCCUCUCCACGCCAGCCACCAAGAAGCCUGUCGCUCCCCUACAUCAGAGACGUCUUCUCCAGCGCAGACCUUUGACUGGAUGAAAGUCAAAAGAAACCCUCCCAAAACAGGGAAAGUUGGAGAGUACGGCUACGUGGGUCAACCCAAUGCAGUGCGCACCAACUUCACCACCAAGCAGCUCACUGAGCUGGAAAAGGAGUUCCACUUCAAUAAGUACCUGACGCGGGCCCGUAGGGUGGAGAUUGCCGCAUCCCUGCAGCUCAAUGAGACCCAGGUGAAGAUCUGGUUCCAGAACCGCCGGAUGAAGCAGAAGAAACGAGAGAAGGAGGGCCUCUUGCCCAUCUCUCCUGCCACCCCGCCAGGAAGUGAGGAGAAGGCUGAGGAAUCUUCAGAGAAGUCCAGCUCUUCGCCCUGCAUUCCUUCUCCGGGAUCUUCUACCUCAGACACUCUGACUACCUCUCACUGAGGCCCACCCAGCCCCAGACUCCGCAGCCCAGGCUACUCAGAGGGCUGGGGACUUCUUACCCAAAGCACAUUCUUAGCUUAUCUUCCUUUCCAUUUACUGUCUCUCUGUUCCUUUCUGAUCCUAUCUGGGAAGCUCCUGGCCAGGGUAAUGUGUUUCCAGAGAACUCUAGAUUAGAGGCUUGAUUGGGUGUGUGUGCUAACUCCUUGGUGCAGAGUAGGUGCCAUAAUUAAUUUUUUGACAGCCCCAACACCCCUCCCUACCUUUAGGAGAUUUCCACAGAAUCCGUUCCUUUCAGAUGUCCUUUGGAGUAUAGUUUCCUUUGCCAGCAGAAACAUGUCAGAAGAAGGCCUUUUACCUGCCUGUAUAUUUACAGUUCUCCCCUACUUUGCCCUUAAAGUAGGAGAGAAAGGAGAGUCCAUGAGCUCAUAAAGAAGAGCUGCACUAUGAGCGUGUUUACACAAUUAAUUCAUCCCUUUAUUUAAUUCAAUUUCAUGUGUGUGUUUGCUGGUUGUAAAUACUUUAUCCUGAGAGAUUUAUCUUUAUACAGAUUUUCUAGAAAUGUUUAGAUUAAGUGACUAAAACAGGGUGGGUAACUCAAAGCUGGUACAAUUUUAUAUGUGAUUAUAGGUUAAAGAAUAAAAUCGCUCACUUAAACUCAGUCAGAUGCCUCAGAGGGUAGCCUGCAUUUGUUCUUUCAGUGAGUUAAGAAGGCCUACAGAACACAAGGUUCAAAAACCUUGCUUCCUGUGCUAAGUCUCUCCCCAUGCCCACCCUUUGUUUCUCUGCCCACACUCUAUUUACAAUUUGUGCUGGAUUAUUCAGAACCUAGAGGUAUUAUUCAAAGCAGCUUCUCCCUUCCACAGUUAUCUUAGCUGGAUAUGAUGUAUUUUCAGCUCAACUGUUAAUGUGAUGGAUGGCACAAUGAAUGUAUAUUUUGUGUGAUUCGUGAAUAGUCUUUUGCAUGUCGCACAAUGUUUUGAUGUCCCUAAAGUCCCACACUGAGUUAUAUCAGUUAUUCUUUGUGAGCCUAUGAUAUUCCCCCUUUCCUGUACAAUCAUGAACAGCUCUGAGAUCCUGGAGUAAUAUGAUCCAGAGCAGAGUUUACGGGUCUUAAGAUGUCUGUAAUAAAUAUAUUCAAGUUUCACA
Lutra lutra (Eurasian river otter) is the source of this 3047-nucleotide messenger RNA. RefSeq names its product homeobox A1 (gene HOXA1). Gene Ontology annotation, biological process: regulation of transcription by RNA polymerase II. NCBI's taxonomy places the organism in Eukaryota, Metazoa, Chordata, Mammalia, Carnivora, Mustelidae. The transcript is spliced from 3 exons. The record is from RefSeq and is a predicted model, not a curated record. Bases 891 to 1901 code for a protein of 336 amino acids. Gene Ontology annotation, molecular function: RNA polymerase II cis-regulatory region sequence-specific DNA binding; DNA-binding transcription factor activity, RNA polymerase II-specific. Gene Ontology annotation, cellular component: nucleus.